AUGGUGACGUCAUCUCUCCCUCUGCACCCACAGCCUUUCACCUCCUCUGGCCCCUUCUGCCUUGAACUCGAGCCGCUUGCGUCCUGCUGUGCCCGCCUCCCAGGCGGAGAGCUCCCGCGGGCAGGAGUCUGCACCGCCGAGAGGCCAGCACGCGGGGACUCUCCGCGAGCACGGCGCGCUUCCCGCCCGCCCUCGGUUCGCUCCUGCGGCGAGAACGAGCCCCGCCUCCGGGCCGCCGAGAGCAGGGGCGCCGGCCUCCACCGCCUCCCGCCGUCUGGGACCCGGCGCCGUCUGGGGCGCGGCGGCGGCGCGGCACUCGGGAGGCGGCGCCCAGCCCAGGGUCGGUCCCGUCCUGGCGCGGCCCGGGCGGCGGCCGCGCGUCCGCAACCCCACGCGCCCUCGCGACAGGUCGGGGCGAAGGCGCGUCACGCGCUCCGGACAGAGGCCCGAGCGGGGAGGCCGAGCGCCGGCGGGAGCCCUGCCCGGAGGCGACAGCGCGAGGCCUCGGACUCGGGCGCCGCUCGCACUCCGGCAGACGGCGGGGCGGCGGACGCGAGGGCGGGGCGGUCCUCGCCCGGCCCGCCCAGCACGCCCCGCCCGCUCGGACCUCGGGACGCGGGGUCACCCCGCGGGGCCGGCCCGGGGGUCGCGCGCACCCCCGGCCCCUGCCCGCGCCAUCUUGGAGCGCUGAGGCGGCCGCUGCGGCCGUCGCUCAAUCGCAGUUCCCGGGCCAGGCCCCAUGACCCCUCCACGACCCCUUCCACGGCCGGGAGCCGCAGCAGCAGCGCGCCUCGCGGGAAGCUCCGCACGGCAGCCACGUCCUGGCCGCGCUCCGGAGCCGCGGGACACCCGCGCCAGCCGGCCGCCGCAACUGCCAACGAGCCCCGCCCCGGCCCCAGGCCUGCGACGCUGCCUCACACCCAAAGAAGGCGUGUCGCCCGGACAGCUGGGCCUCCCCUAAAAUCUGAGGAGCUCUGCCGCAGACAUCGUCCCCUGACAAGAGCCUGAGGCAUGGAUUCGCCACCGAGAGAUAUGGAGAUCCUUGAACGUCAGGUCUCUUUCUAUCUAUUCUCUGUGUUUUAAGUUUGCAAGAGGAAAACAGAAUAAAUUAUGAUAAUCUUUGUAAACAUCUGCUCUGAAGACAGCUCUCUGGCUCAGACUCUCUCGCGGGCCCCCGCUUUUCCUUCAAGAUGCAAUGAUGUGCGGUUAUUUAACAUGGUGUCAGAGGUUCUCAGCGAUUGGACCCAACCACGUUCUCCAGCUUCCUCUCCACGCCCUCCCUGCGCCCGUGCCACCAUCCUGUCAGAUCCUUUUACCUUCUCCCAGACCUCCCAGCUGCUUUCACCCCCUGUCACAACACGUGUCUCUGCCCAGAACCCCCCAGUUCCUGUGGGAACCGGUCUCAGCUGAGGGAACGGAUGGUUGCUCUGGGCCCAGCUGUGCCCUGGAAGCGCUGAGCAGGAAAUGGGCUCUGCGUAAGAUCAGCACAUCUCCCUUUACCUGGGACUGCCCUGGUCUUAAACCUGAAAGUCCCAUGUCCCAGGAGCUUCCUUAGUACCAGGCAAAAUGGAACACAGUCUCCUUAGCUCUCUGCACCUCAGAAAAUGUCAUAAGGGAAUCCUGCAGGGGGCUUCCAUAUGGAAAAAUAGGGUCACACAGGUAAUAGCUACCACUCCCAAGGUAAUGCAAUAGGUGAGCUGAUUGCGAUCUUGGCUUUAUACAUCCUAUGAGUUUUGACUAGUGUAAAUGACAUGUAUACACCGUUAUUAUUUUUACUUUUUUACAUGUGGCUAUUAGGAAACUUAAAAUUACACAUGUGAUUCCCUUUGGGGCUCCCGUUAUAUUUCUAUUCUACCUACUGGUGUGAUUAUCUUUUAUUCUAGACAAAGGCUAAUGCUUAGAGAUCAGUAUGGCACUUUAAAAAUGUUUCUCACCAAUGAUUUUGUCCUGAGUGCAAAGGAAUCUUUCCGUAUUUUAGAUAAA
This is a messenger RNA of Equus caballus (horse), 1983 nucleotides long. The record is from RefSeq and is a predicted model, not a curated record. NCBI's taxonomy places the organism in Eukaryota, Metazoa, Chordata, Mammalia, Perissodactyla, Equidae.